AUGGACUCCGUCUGCUCGUUCGGCGGUGGGUCGUCGGACUCGGCCUUGGACUUUGCAUUCGCGUUCAAUGAUGUCAACUUUUCGGAUCGAAUUCUCCGGAUCCAGAUACAACCCGACUCACCUAGCUCCAAGCCCGAACCGGUCGAUAGCCUCUCAGGUUGGGCUCGAAAUCGCAAGCGCCGACGGAAUGAUCAUCUGAACACAGCUAUUGAUGUGACCAUGCAACGUGAAGAGCAGAUUUUAAAUUGUAGUAUGCCUGAUAUGGAAGAUUAUGGAAAUCAGGAAGAGGAAAUUAUGGCAAUGAUUGAAGAGGCGCCUGCAGUUGUGGAAUUGGCUACGAAUCAAGUUGACGAUGCAGUAAGUCAGGCCAAUGAAACCUCAAGCAUAGACUGUUCACCUGUUCAAGUGAAGACGAUACACAUCAGUUCUCCAAUUCUAGCAGCAAAGAGCCCCUUCUUUUAUAAGCUGUUCUCAAAUGGCGUGAAAGAGUCAGAGCAGCGACAUGUAACCAUACAAAUCCAUGCCUCAGAAGAAGCUGCCCUCAUGGAUCUGCUGAACUUUAUGUACAGUAAUUCUCUACCAAGGACCAAACCUUCAGAGUUGCUGGAUGUGCUAAUGGCUGCCGACAAAUUUGAAGUUGCUUCAUGUAUGAGGUACUGCAGCCGGUUAUUGCGGAACUUACCAAUGACUUGUGACUCAGCCUUGCUCUAUCUGGAUCUUCCUUCUACCAUUUCAAUGGGUGAUACGGUUCAGUCACUUACAGAUGCAGCCAAGAAGUUCCUGGCCGUACGUUUCAAGGACAUAAGCAAGUUCCAAGAAGAGGUGCUGAACUUGCCUUUAGCAGGCAUUGAAGCCGUUCUGUACAGCGAUAAUCUUCAAGUAGCGUCAGAGGAUGCUGUUUAUGAUUUUGUGCUGAAGUGGGCCCGUAUACAUUACCCUAAGUUGGAGGAACGUCGAGAAAUCUUAAGCACACGGCUCCUUCGCUUCAUCCGUUUCCCAUGUAUGAGUUGCAGAAAACUGAAGAAGGUCCUGGUAUGCAAUGAUUUUGAUCCUGAAAUCGCUUCCAAGGUAGUACUUGAUGCUCUCUUUUUCAAGGCUGAAGCUCCAUAUCGACAGCGUUCUCUCGUGGUGAAGGUCCUGGUAUGCAAUGAUUUUGAUCCUGAAAUCGCUUCCAAGGUAGUACUUGAUGCUCUCUUUUUGAAGGCUGAAGCUCCAUCUCGACAGCGUUCUCUCGUGGCAGAGGAGGCCAACACUUCCUCCCGUCGUUUUGUGGAGCGUGCAUACAAAUAUCGACCAGUCAAGGUCGUCGAAUUUGAAUCGCCUCGUCUGCAGUGCAUUGUUUAUCUGGAUCUGACGCAGGGCGAGUGCGCGCAACUCUUCCCAGCUGGUCGAGUCUACUCGCAGGCUUUUCACUUGGGCGGGCAAGGAUUUUUCCUAUCGGCCCACUGCAACAUGGACCAACAGAGUUCUUUCCAUUGUUUUGGGCUGUUCUUAGGGAUGCAAGAGAAGGGGUCAGUAGCAUUUGCUGUUGACUACGAGUUUGCAUCAAGAGCAAAACCAUCCGAGGAGUUUGUGAGCAAGUACAAAGGAAACUACACCUUCACCGGAGGAAAGGCAGUUGGCUAUCGGAACCUGUUUAGUGUCCCGUGGUCUGCAUUUAUGGACAAUGACAGCCCUUACUUCAUCGGCGGGAUUCUCCAUCUAAGAGCUGAGCUUACAGUUAAGCAAUGA
Molecule: messenger RNA, 1731 nt
Organism: Fraxinus pennsylvanica
Lineage: Eukaryota; Viridiplantae; Streptophyta; Magnoliopsida; Lamiales; Oleaceae
Source: the annotation of a GenBank genome assembly